AUGGGAGGCGUAUUCGAAGGUCCAAGACCGUUAUGUCAACAUGGAAUGGUGUGCUGUGAACGAAAAGUCAAGAAAGAUGGUCCGAAUCAAAACCGUCUGUUUUACUGCUGUCCGAAGGACGACUCUUGUGGUUUCUUCGAAUGGAAGCAACAAGGUCCUCGGGUGACCAACACUGGCAUCAUGCUCUUCAGUAAUCCACUACAAUACCAGUACAUGAUUGAAGAAACAGGAGAGACAUUUAAUAGUUCUAAAUCUAACACUAAAGAGGCCAAUGAUGAAUUUCGUAGAUUUGGUUUAACAAGUGAACUUGAUAAAAUAGACCUCUUGUAA
Molecule: messenger RNA, 330 nt
Organism: Paramuricea clavata
Lineage: Eukaryota; Metazoa; Cnidaria; Anthozoa; Malacalcyonacea; Plexauridae
Source: the annotation of a GenBank genome assembly